GAACGCUUCAUUGAUACAGGACAAACAGAGCUAGUGGGCAAUCGUCCAAACUUGUCUUUAAUAUACAACGUCCAAUCGUCCACACUUCACUUCAGCUGGUGAAAAAAAUCUGAUUACCCAAUGCAUGUAUGUCAGCCCAGCGAUCAGACUGCCGUGACUCGAUGCGUGCGUGAACAUACCUCCUCUCGUGUUGGGCAGCUACACCAUUCAACGGGAUGGGGAGAAGAGGGGGAAGGAAGGCCAUUCCGAGUCACGGAAAAAGGCGGGAACAAGCAGACGUCAAAACUAAAUGUCGUCUGACGACGCAGAAGAGAUGGAAACGGUGAAACUGCGCGGUGUGUGUGUUGAUAUUAGCAUACCCGUGGAUAUCCAAAGGAUAUUUAUCAAGACAGCGUUAAAUACUUCUUGAAGUCCAGGAUCCCAGACCUCUACGAUUUCUUCCCGCCUCUGCUGCUAUGUCUGAACGCCCGCCGUCCUUCAGUCGAGCAUGCCGGGAGAGUUCACGAGGCAGUUAUCACGUCGCGUUCAGGAGUUCGAACUGUACAAAGAUGACAAGGACGUGUUCAAGGACGUUGAGUACGCCAGACGACGUGCCGAUCGUCGCAGAGAACUGAAGAGGCUUGAGAGCGACAAACGCCUGAAGUGUUGGAAGAAGGUAUACGUGCCUUCCUUGCUUGCCAUCUUCGCGAGCUCGGCUGCACUGCUCUGCAGUUCAAUCUCAAGUUUGGGACAGAAUUCAUUCUUCUUUGCAUACAAAGACAUAUUUCAUAUCGUGGGACCAAUUGUUCUGAUUGCUGGCAUCAUAGGGCUAAUGGUAGCGGCUGCUUGUUCUUACCGCGAGGAGGAAAGACUCAGAAUCGAACUCGGACUUCCGAGUCAGUUUCCGCAGGGAAGAUCAACCUCGACUGUAGGUUCAGUCAAAAGUGACACACAGUCCAUGUCAACAUCUGAAGUCAAUGAACUACUUUCCAGAAGAAAGAAACGAAGGCGGUUCUGGAGAAAGCCCUCAUCAGAUUCUUUGGAAGCAUCGAAUUUCUUAGAGUCCAGUUGUUCCUCAGCUGCCACGGACAUGACGUGGAUGCAGCACUCGACGUCGCGCCCAAUAACGCUGGAAGUUGCAGAGGCGCACGUGUUUGAGGAGUGUGAGGAGGAGGGGGACUUCGAGCGCGUUGUGGACACGCACAUUACAGCUAGACAAUACACCAUGAUGCAUCCACAGACUUCAAAGACCAUCAGUGACUCGAAUGAGUGUUUUGUGUCAGAAAAUUCGUCAGGGUAUUCCACCGUGGCGGGCAGUGAGCCCGACAACGCGGGUGUGGACGCAAGUAGGGCUGUCCUUGUCGAGGUGACGGGACAGCCUGGAGAUGUGCAAACGGAGUCGAACAAUGAGUUGAACUUCGAAGAGCAGAGAUGAACUCUGGAUAUUACUGCGUGAAUGGAUAAAAAGAUUAUCAAUUUUCAGGAUAAGUUACACAUCACUGCUGAGCACAUUUCUUGGAUAUUCUGAGAUCCACAAACGAUGAUUCUAAUAUAAACAUUCAAAACUUCGGUUAAGCUUCUGACAUCGUCGUCACUGAAAACGAAACUCGCUUUGCCAAAAUGUGAACUGAAACUUGUGAUUCACUGGAGAUAUUUCUUGAAGAGGAACACUUUGUUAUGGAUAGACAGCUUGAUAAGGGUGUCUACACCGAAACGUCACAUCCACUGCAAUAAAGAGCUGUCUAUCCAUAAAAAGUGUUCUUCUUCAUCAUACCCCCUUCAAAAUGCCGCCUAAAGAAGAGAUAUAUCUCGUCAGUUUUGACAAUUAUUAGGAAUGUCAACUAAAAAUUAUUACAAUUCGGAACGCAAACACACACACACACACACACACACAAAAGAAAGAAAAAAGCCUGUAGUAAAAUGAAAGGUAACUUCUUACUGCAAGCUUUCCAGUUGGAACUUCAAGGCGGACAUAAUAGGUCAUAGAACCUUUCUGCACAGGUGUGUGUCUGAAGUGACACUUCUCUGUACUGUUUCCUGGUUUUCACUUGUAUGAGCAAUAUUUCACAAUUUUACCUCGUGCAUUUUAUGACGUCAUGUCUUGUUAGACGAUAAGUGAUCAAAACGUGUUUUGAAUCUUAGUCGUGGCGCUAACCGGAAAUGACGUUUUAGGAUUCGUAUCGUAAGCAUUUUCAAUGACGACUGUUUUUUGUCUUACACUUGCCUCAAUUAAUUCCUGGCGUUUUAACCACACUAUUUCUACCUCAGCGAUUGGCUCACUAGCCGCAUUUAUGUUCAGCGUUCUGGGUCAGUAACGUGGACAACACGAUCGCCAUUGAUCAAAGACGACCACAGCAUUUUGAGCACGUUUUACUUAACACUUAUUCAAUAUUCCAUAUACACGGACAAUCGACGGUGUCGAUUUCACGGGGAAUAAACUGUGUGUUUACCUCAAUUUAUGAUUGCAAUGGGAAAAAUAAAAAUCACAUUUUUAUAUUUU
Molecule: messenger RNA, 2479 nt
Organism: Haliotis rubra (blacklip abalone)
Lineage: Eukaryota; Metazoa; Mollusca; Gastropoda; Lepetellida; Haliotidae
Exons: 2
Coding region: 488-1414 (308 amino acids)
Source: RefSeq, a predicted model, not a curated record